This is a messenger RNA of Acanthoscelides obtectus, 7338 nucleotides long. Lineage: Eukaryota; Metazoa; Arthropoda; Insecta; Coleoptera; Chrysomelidae. The record is from the annotation of a GenBank genome assembly.
CAGAACUGUCAUUUCUUACGUCGUUGCCUUAUAAUUUGUUCAUUGAACGUUUUCUAUUGGUAACAUACCUAUAUUGACAUUUUACUAAAAUCUAAGAUAACUGAAAAUAUGAGCAGUUUUUUUCGGUUUUAGACAUUAUGUGUUAGUAUAGUAUUAAAUUCGAACAUUGUAUGUGCAUUACAGUGAAAAAAGGCAGCUCAAUAUGGACGCCAAAAGAAGGUUAUCAACGCAAGGUGACUCGUUGUACGAGAUUUUAGCAUUGCCGAAGACGGCAACUAGCGAGGAGAUCAAGAAGACAUACCGACGCCUGGCGCUAAAGUACCACCCGGACAAGAACCCAAACAAUCCGGAGGCUGCAGAGAAGUUCAAGGAAGUGAACAGAGCGCACUCGAUCCUCAGCGAUGCUACCAAACGUAAUAUCUAUGACAACUACGGCUCACUGGGUCUGUACAUCGCUGAGCAGUUCGGAGAGGAGAAUGUCAACGCAUACUUUGUAGUCACCUCGACAUGGUGCAAGGCAUUAUUUUUCCUCUGCGGGCUGUUGACUGGUUGUUACUGUUGUUGCUGCCUGUGUUGUUGCUGUAACUGCUGUUGCGGAAAAUGCAAACCGAGGCCACCAGAGGACACCGGCGACUAUCACACGUUGAACCGAGAUCAGGGUACCAGUUCCGAUCAUGGACCAAUCACAAUGCAGCCAGGUAAAGGGGAUGACGGAUCAGACGAUGACCGAGGCGGCGGUUCCCCUCCAGUUACUAGCCAGCCGUCCCCCAAUAAAAAGCCUCCCAGCGCCCCCGUGUACGCCAUGCCUCCUCCCCCGCAGCAACAAGGGGAGAACGCGGCGCUCAACCAGGGUGACGUACCAGUAUACACACCAGGAAUAGUUGAACGAUCCAGCUCGAUAUUGGAACAUAAAUCAAGACUCAAGUCUGUCGACAGUUCAAGUGUAGAUUCAAGCUAUAGUUUAUUGUUGGAAAAUACUGCUUCCAAAACUAUGAGAAAGUCUAGAUCUAGAAUAGAAACACAUCGGAGCGAUAGUUAUACUAGAAUCAGCCGUAGGUCACAGUCUAAGAAACGCUGUACUAUAUUGUAAUAUUUCUAGUCUCGAUGUAAAAUAUCUUGUAGAUUAAAUUUGGAGAGAGAAUAAGAAGCAUUGAAUAUUUGUUUUAUUUCAAUAAAAUCAAGAGAGUUGAUAUUACAGUCCAAUUUAAUGUUGUAGAUCUGUUCCACAAUCAAUAGAAUGGACAAAUGGCAUGAAAAUGGUGAUGGUUGUUGUCCACAUCAACGCAUUUUUAGGGCUCUGAUACAAACAAAAUCAGUUAAUGUGCAAAUAUGUUAUAAGUGCUAUACAUUCACGAAUAGUUAACGGCUAGUGGUGACGUCCGUCAACAUGAGAAUCUACCCUUACUAGAAGUAGGUCGGAAUAGAACGGCUAUGUUACUACUUAGGUCGGUAUAACAAAUAUUCGGGCAUGUCGGAUAUUGUAUUUGUAUUCAGGAAGCCACACUCAUGAGUUGAAAUAUUUACGACAUAGUAAAUAGUUCUUACAUUUUGACCUACUCAAAACAGUAUGGUACCUAGAUGUUAAGUAUUGGGCAGUGCCUGGUAAAAUCACCUCAGCAUAUUGGAAAUUUGAAUUAGUUUAGAUUUUUAUUUUGUGGAAUCAGAUUUGUCGAGUUCUCUCUUUAAUAUCACAUUGUCAUUAUUCUUGGUAUCCAUUAUUUUUUUGCUGCUGUCUUAUAUUUUAUGUGCUUUGUUGUUUUUGGAUUUUUUGGUAGAAAUUAAUUUUAGUAGAUAUAAGUAUUUUAUUUGAAUUGCACCCAUAUCUGUAUUGUCUCUUUAUAAGUAUUUUAAAUCUAGUGAAUCAUAUAAACUAACUUGAAACCAGAUUCUACUCUCUACAGUCUGGUCUGUUGGUUUUAUAAUACUAAUAAUUUUGGUUCCAUGGCUUCAGUCAGCACAUCUAUAGUUUAGUCAAAAAAAAUUAAUCAUAGUAUGAUGUAAUAUAAUCACAGACGGUGAUACCUUGAAAUCCGUUAUUUCCAAACUAUAGUAUUUCUAGUAAAAUAUAUUCGACAGUUUUAUCACAGAAACUAAACACUCUAGAUUGCGAUCAUUAUUCUUGUGAUAAGGUUUCUCGGAAUUCUUAUUGCUUGUUUGGAAUGAUAUACCAAUUCUUUGAGAAUUCUGAAACGAAGUUGUAUGAUACACCCAGACGGUGACGAUUUUUUUUUGUUUUAGAUUUAAAAUAAACGAAAGGAGUGAAUAGUGAGAAAACAUAUUAUUCACACAGACAUAUACGACAAAAACACCGAAGAAAAAAUUGCGUCGGCGCGGUGAAGAAGUUUCCGAUUCAUCUUCUGAUACCUAGUCAAAAUCUCAAUUAUCUUAGUUUUUCGUCGGAUAAUAAUUAUAAAAGUUAAAUAUUAUUAUGUAAGGAUAAAAACGAUAUUAUCACGAUCUAUUGUCACGAGUUUGCGGUCGAGUUGAUGCUUUUGUCAGGUUAUUGUGAAAAACUUUCGAAUUUCUAGGAUCUAUCUAAAAUAUGCAAUCAUGCUUUAUGCCCGUAUGCACCGUAUAUGGAUAAGCUCGGCUUAAGGUUUCAGCGGGCUCAAGUUUCUAUUUUUGUAUGCAUUCUGGCCUAUACAGCACUAAACCACGCUUAGCGUUAAGUCUGUCAUUUUGAGAGGCUUUUAAUUCGGCGUUCGAUUUGUGAGGUUAGUGUAACAAUCAAGUCAGUUUUUCGCAAAAAAAGAACGCUCAUCACGUUUUAGUAUGUAUUGGUGUAACUUUUUUAAUGAAAUUUUAAUUGUAAUAGACUUGCAUCAGGAAGAUAUAUUUACAACCUCAUUAGUGCUUUAUAUAAACAGCAUGUACAACGAAGGAAUUGCUCCUCACACGGUCUUUCGACAAUAUUAAGUUUUGAUUCUCCAUGGUAUAAAAUUAUAGAAGAUGGAUGUAUUUGCUUGUCCCUAAACAAGAUCUUGUAUAUGCAUUAAACAACAUACAUGAGCCAGUGCGUAUGAGCCAGUUAAAUGUAUAAAGGAAGGUUUAUUACGUAAAAACCCAUAUAUCAAAAAAUCUGUAAAAUAUCAACUUGUGCACUAGGUACAAGUGGGCAUAAGAUGAAUGUCAGCAAGUUCAAAGGUGACAUUUUAUAGGUAAACUUACAUACAUAAUCUCAAAAAACAUACAUAAUGUCAUAAAAAUAGAUGUCACUUUCAGGUUACGGGUGCCAGCUUACUUAAGCCUAGCUUUAGUAUUUACCGUGCGCAGCUUGGAAUCUCAAGCUGAGAUUAAUUAUUGAGCCUAGCCUAGCCUACGUAUGUGGAGCUUAGGCGAACAGCAGUAGGCACAGGCAUUAGAAAUUCAACAUUAAAGUCGUUUUUUCACAUGAAUUUGACGUUUUGCUGUGUUAGUAUCGCUAACUCGUUACAGGAUGUUAUAGUAAUUGGUUCGUCGAAAACUGGCUACCGUAUUUUAAGUAGGAGUCACACGAUGUUAGUUGUUGUAAUGCGGUCGAAUCACACUUUCAUUAAUUAAAGAUAUACUCCUAUUAUUCCAAAGUCCCAGCAGUUGGAUUUCGACCAUCCAUACUUAAUUUUAAGAAAAUUGAAUAUAUCUAGAAGGGAUUGUUUUUAAAGUCAUAAAAACAAGGUCUGGAGCAUAUCGUAACAUUGCAUUUUUUCAAGACUAGAUGUGAUUGCACUAUUUUUUCACUUGAAUUUAUUUGACGGGUUUAAUCUAUCGAUCUUUUUUUAGUAAACCAGACGAAACGAACGAUUUUAUGAUCUGUAGUAUCUAGGUUGCAUAAUGGAGGACUUUAAGCAUACAAUAAUUUCUCUGUCGCGUUCCCGUCAUACACAUGAUCCGUAAUGAUUAUUUGGACACCUCUUUCUAGCUAUUUUCGAUAUUCAAAUUAUCAUGCCAGUUUCAAAAUUAUCAUAGCGGUUCAAAUGUGACAGCAAGGCGCCAUCGAAGUUAAUUUCAAUGGUCGAAGUUCAGUUAGUUAGAAUGAGUGCCCUGGUCUGAAAAAUGAACUCCUAUCAUUUAUGUAUGAACAUAUAAACGUCCAAUUUUUAUGAUGUAUGCACAAAAAAUUAAGUAUGAAAUAUGGUUGCCAGUUCAAUACCCUAUCAUUAUAUGAGUUUAAUUUGUUCUGUACUAUGCAAUUCUGCUUAUCUAAGUAUGAUAUUUGUGGGUACAUGCACUUCUGAAAUCGAUAUCAGUAUUUCUAUUUAUGUAAUUUCAAGAAAGAUAUACAGGAUGUACCAGAAAUCGAUGCAAAAAAUGUGUCUCUUUAAAUACCAAAUAAAAAAGCAUUAUGCGCUGUUAUACUUAUUCUGGUUAAUAUACGUUGUACGUAUUGUUUCUUUCGGUUUAGCGUAUUGUAUCUUAAUCAUAGGGUUUGAAAACACUGACAAGGAACUUUAAUAUUUCGAUUUUAAAAAGAGGUUAUUUUUUUUAUGCUCGAUUUUUGGUAAUGCCUUCGUGAAAGUUUUAUUUUUAAUCGCUUCAAUCUGUAAAAUAUAACUUAUUCGUUUCUUAUUAUCGCACUUAACAAUUUUAGGUAGAAUUAGAUCAUUGGCAGCCUAAAAUUGCUACGGAAUCAUGACAUGUCCUAUCAAAUAUUGAUUGUCUGCUGACGAUUUAUUUUAAGGUAAAGUUGUAAAAGUAAAUCCAUAUAUUAUACAGGAUAUUCAUUGGAAGAGGGAAAUAUUUCAAUCGCGGUUAGAUGCCACUGGUACUUAUACCCGAGAUAUAAGGUUUCGUUUUAUCCAAAAUCAAUUCAAUAUUGCGUCGUUCUAUCCACGGUUGAAAUAUUGCCCUCUCCAAGUGAAAUGUGUAAUUUAUCUUUAUGAAUUAUUGUCAAUAUACUGCAUCAAUUGUUAGUUUCCAAGCUAUUUCAGAAGCAAAAAUGUAACACUUGCUAUAUUAUUUCGUUCUGAUUGCAGUGAUCACGUUAAUAGUAUGAAUUUACCGUUGGUCAUUCGUGUCACAAUAACUGUUCCCAGCAAGUGGUAGAAAUGAUUUCGACAUUCUGAUCUGUAUCACUUUUGUUACACUAAUCAGUCUAACGGAAUACAUCAACUGAUGCAGUUCUUUUACCUGGAACGGGUUAUGUAUGUUACUUCAUCAAGACUGACUUUUUUAUAGGACAUGUCCAGUUUUUUCAGAUUCUAUAAAAUAGGUAUGAAUCUACUGUUAUAAUCUUGGUUUUUGUUUUUUAAGAAUUCCAAGCAGCUACGAAAGUGAUAUAUACAACAUAUAUGUUUAUUUGAGCUCUUCCAAAUCCCAAUUCUAUUGCUAGUUGGUUUGUCUUUAAUAAGUACGUUGUUCGUGAAUAUGAACAAGCUGUGUUAUACAACGAUUUUUUAGCAAUGGUGCUAUUUUUCUUUAUUCUUGUCAAACAAAGUGUUUUACUAUAUCAUUCGUACACCAUACAAGAAUUAAAGCCUCUGCAAGAAAUAUCGCCUCGGCUCCAAGCAGUGUGACAAAUCUACCAUGUUAUCUAAUGAAAAUAUGCUUAUAAGCAUUUGAGACUACUUUUAUGUGAGUUAUUUUUUAUUAAAGCUAUGAAUCCUAUUUACGAACACGGACUUGCAUUGUUAUACAAGCAAUGUUACUCUAUUGAAAUUGUCACUGUAGGCAAGAAAAAUGUAAUUUUAAUAUUUAUUCAAGUACUAUUGUUAAGUGAGUGUAAUUUAAAAGAAGGUCUUAGCCUAGUUUGAUUCUAGAAACAAAAUCUGUGUAUAUUUACUGAAGAUAAAUAUAAAGCUAUUCUUAAUCAUAGGUUCAGCCUUUUUCUAUGCUUAGUAUUUAAGAAUGUGGUAACAUUUUCGAAAUAUGCAGGAUCGAUGAGUACCUACCUACUAGUUUACUAGUACAUAAAAUACCUAAUUUGAGACGUACACUACCGCACAAAUAUUUUGGGACAGUAACUUUUUUGAGAGAAAUUAAAAUAAAUAAGGCAUAUUAUAUGACACUGAUUAAUGAUUACCAUCUAUAAUACGACUAUUCAAGCUAAAGAUGCAUAAGAAUUAGUGAAACACCGCUUAAAAGAGAAUAAAUGUAAACAUCUUUAGAGACUCUGAUAUUUUUAUUAGUCCUUUGCAUAAAUCGGCCCAAUUCCUGCCGCUGUUUACUUUUUUUUUAACUAUGUAUUAUGUUCGGCGUAAUAUGGCACAUAAACAUUCUGGGUAUCGAUGAAACAAAUUAAAAAUUGUACGUAGUUUAGUAUGAGGGACUGCCAAUUGGCGAUCGAUUGCUGAAAGCCUGCAUAUCGGACGAACCACGGUGUCUCAAAUUUCGAGGAAAAACAGAGAAACAGGCAGUGUCGUAGAUCGUCCACGCUCUGGAAGACGGAGUUACAAUUGUUCCUGAGGAUAGGUUUAUAGUAAUAAGUAAGUGAAAUAGACAUUUAACUGCACCUGAACUUACACACAGCUUGAAUAGAACUAGGGAAAACCCUGUACCCGUGUCCACGGUAAAAAGCCGCUUACAAAGGGCUAACCUUAGAGGAUGUGUAGCAGCACGCAAACCACUCCUGGGAGGAUUGGACCAUUGACGAUUGCAAUCGAGUCCUUUGGUCGGACGAAUCCAAAUUUGAAAGGUUCGGAUCUAGACGACGACACUUUGUACGCCGCCAACCCCAUGAACGCAUGGCUCCGCAAUGUUUGCAGCCCACUGUUAAACAUGGAGGUGCGAGUGUAAUGGUUUGGGGAUGUUUUGCCGCAAUUAUUUGAACCAUCAGCAAAAACUUGGUGCAAUAAAAUCAUGACGUAGCCUUCUCAGUCUCCAGAUUUGUCUCCUAUCGAGUAUUUGUGGGAUGAAAAAGAGCCUACUAGUGCUGCAGACUUGUGGGCUAAACUGCAGGAAGCGUAGGUGUCCUUGUCAGGAACUAUUCUUGAAAUUUUGAUACGUCGGAUGAGUCUUGUCUGUAAUGCACUUAUUCGAGCUCGUGGUGGACACUUCGAUGAAUCAUGAAUUGAAAGUAAAUUUUGAUAGAAAUAAGUUACCAACUGAUUAAGUUUUAGUGGAAAAUAGUUUCCUUUUUAUGUUUUUGAUUAAACACACUCUGGUUUGAUUUCCCUCAAAUAAUCUACAGUCCCAAAACUUUUGAGCGGUAGUGUGUGUGAUUAUUAAUCCAGUACCUUUGUAACCCGACGGAGAGAAAAGCUACUUCUCAUUGGAGUAUUGGGAUCAAUAAUGCUGACUUCUCAGGUUAAUAGUGAAAAAACUUGGAAAAGAAAUUAUUUUAUUAUAACAGUUCUCAUACAAUUUGUUCACAGAUACUGAUACAUAAAACACCAAAGAUUAAAAUUCAUAAAAAACAAUCAA